AUGGUUCGGCGACACACUCCCUCUCUCACCGUGCUUUCCCCUGACCUCCUCGCCGCUCUACUCCUUAGCGCGAUCUCCGCUCCCACCAUCUUUGUCCCCUCCACCUUCCAGGAGGCUAUCACCUGCCCUGACGCUGACAAGUGGAUAGCUGCCAUCUUCCUGGAAUCUCCGCUCGGCACCUGCUUCUCCCACACCGAAUUUUGCCCCUACGACACCCUUGGCACCUGCUUCUCCCACACCGACUUGUGCUUCCACCGACUCCCACCCGUAUGGCGCGGGUGUACUUUCUCAAACCUCCACAGCAGCACGGUAGAAUAUGCUGGCGUGGAGGCUGGGCGGGGCUGUGCGGGGCUGGGUGGGGCUGGGUGGGGCUGUGCGGGGCUGGGUGGGGCUGGGUGGGGCUGGGCGGGGCUGGGUGGGGCUGGGCGGGGCUGGGUGGGGCUGGGCGGUGGCAGGGCUGGGUGGGGCUGGGUGGGUGGACGAGGCUGGUUGGGGACUGGAGGGGCCUGGGCGGGUGCAGGGCUGGGUGGGGCUGGGUGGGGUGGACGAGGCUGGUUGCUGGCUGGGGGGGGCCUGGGCAAGGCUGGAUCGCUGUGGCCGUCUCUGUGGGCGGACGAGCAGCGGGAGAAGGAGGUGCGUUUCGAUGUCUGCCCCACCAGCGGACUCUUUGCCCCCACGGUGGCGCUGCACUGCUCUCACCCACGCCCCGUCCUUUCCUCUCCCUUUCCCACCUCCUUCAACCCUUUCCAUCCCGUACUACCAGAUCUGCACCGCACCUGCUUCUCGUGCACCGCUUUGCACCAACGUGCGCUGAGCUCGGCUCCUGCUUUCCCUACUCCAGAUUCUGACCCACGGGCUCGACUCGGCUCCGACACCAUGGCUGCAAUGCUCAUCCAGGCAUAUCGCUCCCCUCGCCAUACCCUCUACCUUUCAUCCCCCACUCCCCAGCUCCACGUUUGCUUCGCCUACACCAACGUCUGCCCCACUGAUUGCUGCCCAUUCAGUGGCGGCGCACUGCUGCAGCAGGUGCGGUGCUGCUGCGCUCUCGCUUCCUCUCCUCUUCCCACCUCCUCCAACCCACCAGCACCGCACCUGUUUCUCCUGCACUGGUUCCUGGCCCAUUGGGAUGCAGGCUUCUGGCCGGUGGAUGGUGCAUGGUGGGUGGUGCAUGGUGGGUGGUGCAUGGUGGGUGGUGCAUGGUGGGUGGUGCAUGGUGCAUGGUGGAUGGUGGGUGGUGCAUGGUGGGUGGUGCAUGGUGGGUGGUGCAUGGUGGGUGGUGCAUGGUGGGUGGUGCAUGGUGGGUGGUGCAUGGUGCAUGGUGGAUGGUGGGUGGUGCAUGGUGGGUGGUGCAUGGUGGGUGGUGCAUGGUGGGUGGUGCAUGGUGGGUGGUGCAUGGUGGGUGGUGCAUGGUGGGUGGUGCAUGGUGGGUGGUGCAUGGUGCAUGGUGCAUGGUGGGUGGUGCAUGGUGGGUGGUGCAUGGUGGGUGGUGCAUGGUGGAUGGUGGGUGGUGCAUGGUGGGUGGUGCAUGGUGGGUGGUGCAUGGUGGAUGGUGGGUGGUGCAUGGUGGGUGGUGCAUGGUGGGUGGUGCAUGGUGGGUGGUGCAUGGUGGGUGGUGCAUGGUGGGUGGUGCAUGGUGGAUGGUGCAUGGUGGGUGGUGCAUGGUGGGUGGUGCAUGGUGGGUGGUGCAUGGUGCAUGGUGGGUGGUGCAUGGUGGAUGGUGCAUGGUGCAUGGUGCAUGGUGGGUGGUGCAUGGUGGGUGGUGCAUGGUGGAUGGUGCAUGGUGCAUGGUGCAUGGUGCAUGGUGGGUGGUGCAUGGUGGGUGGUGCAUGGUGGAUGGUGCAUGGUGGAUGGUGGAUGGUGGAUGGUGGAUGGUGGAUGGUGGAUGGUGGAUGGUGGAUGGUGGAUGGUGGCUGGAGGAUGGUAGCUGGUGGGUAA
Messenger RNA from Closterium sp. NIES-65, 1935 nucleotides. The record is from the annotation of a GenBank genome assembly. NCBI's taxonomy places the organism in Eukaryota, Viridiplantae, Streptophyta, Zygnematophyceae, Desmidiales, Closteriaceae.